AAGUGAUGGAAUCAAGUGUUGUCAACUUGACUAUAUUAGGCAUAUUCUAGCACUGUUCUACUGGACUACUGGAUAUAGUAAUUUAAUAAGUCCAAUAUGGUUCAGUCUAGUGCCUUUAGCCACUAGACACAGUAAAAGUGUCAACACUAGAUGGAAU
This is a messenger RNA of Dentiscutata heterogama, 157 nucleotides long. The record is from the annotation of a GenBank genome assembly. NCBI's taxonomy places the organism in Eukaryota, Fungi, Glomeromycota, Glomeromycetes, Diversisporales, Gigasporaceae.